Molecule: messenger RNA, 2382 nt
Organism: Cheilinus undulatus (humphead wrasse)
Lineage: Eukaryota; Metazoa; Chordata; Actinopteri; Labriformes; Labridae
Exons: 12
Coding region: 530-1705 (391 amino acids)
Molecular function (GO): nucleotide binding
Source: RefSeq, a predicted model, not a curated record
AUCCUUGUCGCCUCCUGGAGUUCUGUACGGGAUAGGUCUGUAUCCAAGAAGUCUCCGAGCUGAAGCUAUACUCUCUUGACCAUAGAAGCCAGCCGUCUAUUUUGCAGUUUUUUUAUCAGGUCGAAGGGUGGAAGGAGCUAACUUUCUUAGCUAUUGAAACAACAACCUGUUGAUUAUUGCAGUUGUGUUUUUAAUUUCUUACGCCAACGCGGAAGUCAACGUUGGGAACGUCUCAACCAACAACACAGGUAUUUAGCCACAUAGCCUUGGCGUAAACUAAGAUUUGUUUUAUGUUAAAAACAGUAAUAAGUAAACAAAUGGCAGCGAGCAGCUCAAAACGAUUGAAGGUGUGUCAAAUGGCCCGUCAUCAGAUUUUCAGAAUUUGAGGUUAUUGAUCCAAAUGGCCUGCGUUUGAAGAGACUUUGACCAUGUUUACCUCCGAGUCAUACGUUUCUGUGUUCACCAUUCCAGCCACCGUGGAAGUUGUUUGUGCAAGCUUUAUUUGUGAGAAAGUUCACAGGACACCAGAAUGACUCCCCCUACCCAUGUAAUCGUGGUUGGAGCUGGAAAUCGAGGGGACAUUUACUCUCAGUAUGCAUGUGUCCACCCUGAUCGCAUGAAGGUUGUGGGUGUUGCUGAUCCGAGAAGAUUUGCCCGCACUAAACUUCAACAACAGCACAAAAUUGAAGAUGAAAACGUAUUUACCGACUGGAAAAGUAUAGUUGAGAGAGAGAAGUUUGCAGAUGCAGUGUUGAUUUGUACUCCAGACUGCCUUCACAAGGAACCUGCUGUGGCCUUUGCCAAGAAAGGCUACCAUAUUCUGCUGGAGAAACCAAUGGCUACAAGUGUUGAAGACUGCACAGCGAUUGUGGAGGCAUGCACACAGGGCGGUGUGAUGCUCUCAGUGGCUCAUGUUCUGCGUUAUGAUCCUUUAAUCCACAUGAUAAAGGAGCUGAUAGAUGCCGGUGCUAUAGGUGAUGUAAUCCACAUUCAGCACUUUGAGCCGGUUGGGUUCUAUCACUUUGCACACUCAUUUGUCCGGGGUAAUUGGAGGAAUGAAGCAGAGAGCUCUUUUGCUCUUUUGGCAAAGUCAUGCCAUGACAUUGACCUGAUACAUCACUGGGCAGGGGCACGCAGAUGUGUGAAGGUAUCAUCAUUUGGAUCUCUCAGCCACUUCAGGAAAGAAGACAAGCCAGCUAAUGCUGCCGAUCGCUGCAUGAACUGUCCAAUAGAGCAAGACUGUCCGUACUCAGCAUGCAAAAUCUAUCUGGAUAGAGUGAAACAGGGUCACACUAGCUGGCCUGUAUCAGUCAUAUGCCAAAGCUCAUUACCAGACAUUGAGACAGUGACUGAGGCUCUGAAGAAUGGACCAUAUGGGCGCUGUGUGUACGAGUGUGACAACGAUGUAUGCAGUAACCAGGGGGAGCUGUCUUAUGAUGGCCAUGCGGUACAUGUGUUUGACUUUCUGACCCAGAGAUCCAAAAAGCACACAGCAUACAGUAAUGCCCCCAAACAGUUUGCCAUGAGCGGACACGGCGAAGCAGACUACCACCUUAUAGAUGCCUUUAUUUCUGCUGUGGCGAACAAUGAUCCAUCGCUGAUCUGCUCGGGUCCAGAGGAAACACUGAUGAGCCAUUUACUGGUGUUUGAAGCAGAGCGUUCACGACUGGAGAGCAGAGUGGUGUACUGUGGGAUCCAGAGCUAAAGGCCUGAAAAGGAGUUUUUCAUUCAGAUGAUUUCACCUAAAAAAUAACUAUAACACAAAAAUGAUACCUGAUUAGUGUUUUAUGACACAGAGACCAAAUCAGGACUAGGACCAAAUGUAUGAUAUGGAUAUCCUCUUUUCACCAGUUCCUUUACAACUAACUCAAUUCAACUCUUCCAGGUUGAGGUUGCCACUGCAGUGCAGAGGUUUGAUCAAAAAUGAUGUUUCUUUCAGGCAUUCAUCAAACCAGAAAACACUAAUAGCCUCUAACACACACCCAACUUGUUUACAUUUACCACUGAUCCUUCAGAAUUACAUCUAAUGAGCUCCAUGCACCAUUGUUAUAGUGCAGAUGUUGCAACAGUAGUGUUCAUUUUUAAAGCUAAGGGGGUUAUUCUGAAAUAUUGCAACACACAGUCUGUUGAUUUCCUGUUCAUGUGGGUAACAUUGAUUGACAGCCCACACACAAUGGCUAAUGUUUUUGUAGAGGUAAAGGAAAGACUGUUCUCAGACAUUGUUAGCAGUUUUUUCAGGCUGACCUGUUAUAGGAGUCAAGUCACAAUUCCUUUGACUCAAUUUACUUGCAUUUAUUCUGGUAUAAGGAACAACAUUAAAGAAUGUAUGUACAAAAGGACCUUACUCGACCAAUCAUUACCAGUAAAUAAAUCUUGUUACAA